AUGGGUGAUUGUAAGAAAAAGCUGUUUUCAUGGUGGAAAUCAUCAUCAUCAUCAUCAUCUUCCUCAACUACAAGGCUACUGUGGCUCAUAGCUCCAUUUUUCGUGGUGUUUGGAUUUGUGGCUUUAGUGGGUCCAAAGGCCUCCAAUUGGGUCUUUGCUUCUGACUACUAUCCAUGGGUAUGGAGUUCUGUUAUUUCAUCAUCAUCUUCUUCUGUAACUAUGAAUCCAAAUUUUACAGAGGGUCCUAUUUCAUCACCAAAAGAACGUAGCUCGCUUUUAGAUUUGCCAAGAAUGGUGGGUUCUAAUCAUAUAGAAGAGGCUCUCUCAGAUGAUUCUCUUCUUAAUCGCUCUUCUUCACCACCACUUGCUGUAGAAGCCAUAGAAAUCCAACAACCAGUUGAGAAGAAGGAACAGAUCUUGAAUAUUACUAUGAAUGUUUCCUACUCCAUUCUUUCAACAAAUGUAUCUCAUGAUCCGCCCAUGACUUUGCAACGACGAGGAAAGAACAUCAAAUUAGAGAGGCUUGAAGCAGGUCUAGGACGAGCUCGGGUUGCAAUUAGAGAAGCUAAAAACGGAAAUGUAACGCUAGACGACCCUGACUACCUUCCAAGAGGUCCAAUCUAUUGGAAUUCCAAUGCCUUUCACAGGAGCUAUUUGGAAAUGGAAAAGCAAUUUAAGGUGUUUGUAUAUGAAGAAGGAGAGCAACCAAUUUUUCAUAAUGGCCCAUGUGGUAGCAUAUAUGCAAUGGAGGGAAAUUUUAUUCAUAAGAUGGAGUUUUGCCGCUUUCGGACCAAAAACCCCGACAAAGCCCAUGUUUAUUUCCUUCCUUUCAGUGUGGCACAAAUGGUUCACUUUCUUUAUGUGAGCAACUCGCAUGAUUGGCGUCCCAUGAGACAAACAGUUAAAGACUAUGUCAAUCUUAUUGCCGGAAAAUACCCCUAUUGGAAUCGAAGCCUCGCAGCCGACCACUUCAUGCUUGCUUGCCAUGAUUGGGGGCCUGAGCUUUCCUUCACGGUUCCCCACCUACACCAAAACGCUAUUCGGGCUCUAUGUAACGCAAAUACAUCGGAAAAAUUCAACCCAGCCAAAGAUGUCUCCUUCCCUGAAAUCCAUCUCCCAGGAGGCAGAACCACUGGAUUGCUCGGUGGUCCAUCACCUUCGCGACGUCCAGUGUUGGUUUUCUUUGCUGGAGGGGUUCAUGGGCCGGUUAGACCAGUCCUCCUAGAACAUUGGGAAAACAAGGACGAAGAUGUCCAGGUCCACAAGUACCUCCCGAAGGGCGUUUCAUACUUAGGUAUGAUGAGGAAGAGCAAGUACUGCAUAUGUGCAAGUGGUUAUGAAGUGGCGAGCCCAAGAAUGGUGGAGGCACUCUACACGGGUUGUGUUCCGGUUCUCAUUAAGGACCACUAUGUGGCACCAUUCAGCGAUGUUUUGAACUGGAAGUCAUUCUCUGUCGAAAUUCCAGUGAAGGAAAUCCCCAACCUGAAGAAAAUCCUAAUGGGCAUCUCUCAGAGACAGUACAUAAGGAUGCAGAGGAGGAGUGUCCAAGUUAGAAGGCAUUUCGAGAUCAAUUCGCCUCCCAAACGGUACGAUGUUUUUCACAUGAUACUUCAUUCAGUCUGGCUUAGAAGACUUAAUGUUCGAGUUCAUGACAUUCAGAGUUCAUGACUGCCUCGUAAAUUCAAUAAUGACAAGCAUAUUGUUUAAGAGACAAACCUAGCAGAUUGUGUAGAGAGGUACUUCUAUGUUGAAUGUAUUAAAUUUGUGCAAAUUUGUUUCUUUUGAUA
Molecule: messenger RNA, 1787 nt
Organism: Cornus florida
Lineage: Eukaryota; Viridiplantae; Streptophyta; Magnoliopsida; Cornales; Cornaceae
Product: probable glycosyltransferase At5g03795
Exons: 4
Coding region: 1-1668 (555 amino acids)
Molecular function (GO): glycosyltransferase activity
Source: RefSeq, a predicted model, not a curated record